This is a messenger RNA of Pomacea canaliculata, 7563 nucleotides long. RefSeq lists its product as uncharacterized. NCBI's taxonomy places the organism in Eukaryota, Metazoa, Mollusca, Gastropoda, Architaenioglossa, Ampullariidae. The transcript has 2 exons. The record is from RefSeq and is a predicted model, not a curated record. The coding region runs from base 74 to 7531 and encodes 2485 amino acids.
UACUGGUGGUGGUUCGUCAUCGCUUUCGUUGUCAUCGCCAGUGCAUGCUGCCUCCGCAUCAACAUCCGGUGUCAUGAUGUAUGCUACAGUGACGUCAGUGUCAGCACCUGGCGUGACGUCAGACAGACCGGUGAUAGUCACGCCAGUCACGUCUACUCCCAUGACAGCGACAACGACGUACCUAGCCGUGACCGUGACCCCAGGGCUGUCAUCCACUACUUCGACUGACGUUUUGACUGACGCACGUGUCGCUUUACCAUCAUCCUCGCUUUCACCGUACUCAUCCACGACGUUGACUCGUGCCACUACGGCGAUGACGAUAGGCUUAUCGACGAUGCUAACAUCUUCGACACCGACUAUCACCAGGAGUGACGUAGGUGCGACCGUUGUGACAACCUCGUCGGGUUUAUUGACGACAUCUCCAUCAGUAUCCAAGGCAACAGCUGAGAUUACUCAUGUCACUUCCACAUUUUCUACCCCCACGCUGUUACUGACAUCGAGACUGUCGUCAUCAACUGUCAUCGAGUCAGCUUCGUCGUCGGUGUCUCAUCUGUUGUUUUCUGUCUCAAAGUCUCAGACUUUUAGCGACGUCAGUACAACUGUGACGUCAGCAACACUCCCACAGCACUCGCUAGCCUCGUUCGCCUCGUUCACUGACUUGAUGACGAGUACACUUGCCGCUGACCGUUCGAUGACCCAACCGUUGUCAGUAACAGAGGUCAUCACCUUUGCAUCAUCGAUGUCAGCAUUACAUUCGUCACUAACAUCGUCCAUGUCGUCACCAGUAGGUUCAGGUAGUGUCAGGUCUCUUUCUGCAACUUUACCUCUCCUGUCUUCAUCCUCUCCAGUCUUGUCGCUGGCUUUAUCGCCAUCAGCAACAUCAUCUGCGUUCUCGUCAGGGUCAUCGUCAUUGCCGGUCUUGUUACCAACCUUCACAUCGGCUUCACUGCUGCCUCUGUCGUCUUUGACGACAUCUGUUUUGUUAUCGCCAGUGUCCACGACAUCAUUCUCGUUAUCCAUCCCGAACACUCUUCUGUCGUCAUCACCCAGUCCAGCCUCUUCAUCUCCGUUUUUGUCUUCAGUCCUUCAUCCCUCAUCCGAGGUACGGCUGCCAUAUUCAUCCGGGUUACCUUCCUCGACCUUCUCUUCCUCAUCUGUGACAUUCUCAUCAACAUCCAGUCGCAGUCAAGAGAUUAGUGCCUUCACAAGCAUGAAAGCCGACACACCUGUCUCAACUGUGUCAGCGUCAACGUUGGGCAGUACUUCCGGUAUGACGUCAUAUCUAUCCGCGCCGCCUGUCACAAUAAGCACGAUCGCAGAUAUGUCGAGUCCGGUGUCACUGCUACAUGAUGUUUCAUCAUCGAUGUCACAUCUCUCAUCCCCAUCUCAAGCGACAACAACUUUUGUGGCAACAACAGCCGUCAGCUCUUCCAGUCUCAUUUCCGGUUUCAUGUCCGUGGGGUCAGGUAGCUCCAGCAAGGCAAUAGUCUUUCCAGCUAGUCUUCUAGCAUCGUCCACAACAUCAUUAUCAGGUAUUAUGAUUACAUCGUCACUGGGCCUAUUGUCGACUCAACCAUCGAUGACCAGAGAAUUGUUUUCAUCGAAGGACAUGGUCAGUUUGACAUCAGGACCAAGCCCGCAGCCAUCUCUAGCAACUCCCACAUCAACGCUUCCUGUCUUACUCAGUACCACCUUGCCACUCGUCAUGUCCGAUUCUGUCUUACAUACAAGCACGUCUGAUCACCUUGCUUUACCUAGCACAACAGUCAACAACUUUGCUCUUUCUGGCUCCAUGUCUGUUUAUUCUUCCUUACCUGUAUCCAUGUCUGUUUAUUCUUCCUUACAUGCCUCCAUGUCUGUUUAUUCUUCCUUACCUAGCCUGAUAUCUGAUCAUUCUGUCUUACCUAGCUCCAUGUCUGUUUAUUCUUCCUUACCUGCCUCCAUGUCUGUUUAUUCUUCCUUACCUGCAUCCAUGUCUGUUCACUCUUCCUUACCUAGCUCCAUGUCUGACCACAUUACCCUCUCUAGUUCCAUGUCUGAUCAUUCUGUCUUACCUAGCUUCAUGUCUGUUUAUUCUUCCUUACCUGCCUCCAUGUCUGUUUAUUCUUCCUUACCUGUAUCCAUGUCUGAUCACUCUUCCUUACCUAGCUUCUUGUCUGAUCACAUUACCCUCUCUAGUUCCAUGUCUGAUCAUUCUGUCUUACCUAGCUCCAUAUCAGUUUAUUCUUCCUUACCUGCCUCCAUGUCUGCUUAUUCUUCCUUACCUAGCUCCAUGUCUACUUAUUCUUCCUUACCUGGCCAGAUAUCUGAUCAUUCUGUCUUACCUAGCUCCAUGUCUGCUUAUUCUUCCUUACCUAGCUCCAUAUCAGUUUAUUCUUCCUUACCUGUAUCCAUGUCUGUUCACUCUUCCUUACCUAGCUUCUUGUCUGAUCACAUUACCCUCUCUAAUUCCAUGUCUGAUCAUUCCGUCUUACCCAUUACCCUGUCUGAUCACUCCCUCACCAUCUCGCUAAUGACACAAUCUGCGCUCCGCUCAUUGUCGAGUGAGUUAAAACAGUCGUUGACUUCUUCGUCGCCAUUUUUGUCAGAAGUACCCUCUCUUUCGUCCUCACCUGGAGUCACAACAGGAAUGUUUUCCUUGUCUUCUGUGUCUGCUACGAUUACGUCAUUAGAACCUUCUUCGUCUGUCUUCCACUUGAGUCUGUCCUCGUCUGUAUCACACACUGUUGGAGAAGUACAAUCUUCGUCAUAUUCUUUAUCUUCUUUGAGUUCUUUACCGACAUUGUCGUCAGUUGUGACAUCGAGCAUCUCCUCAUUUUAUUCUGGUGUUCUAUUUAGUUCGUCAUCUGCAGCAUCAUCAUUUAACGACAUCAGGUCCAGUCAGCAAACUCCUCUGGUGCCCAUCUCCAUGAUAAGCUCGACAGCCGGGUCUGGAUCACCAAUGUCAUCUAUGUUGACAAUGUCAUCGCUGUCAUCUUUGUCAGUAGUAUCAUCACUAUUACCAACGUCGUCAGGGUCAUCUACCUCGACAACAUUACCAUCAAUGUCGACAAUAAUGUCAUUUGUGGUAUCGAUGUCACCAGAAUCACCAACAUCAACACCAUAUUUGCCCAUAGUGUCAUCGCCUUUAUCGUCCUCAUUGCGGUCGUCUGUAUCGUUAACUCUUGCGUCAUCACCGAUAUUGUUUUCAACACCAUAUAUGACACAACCAGUGUCAGCAGACCUUUUGUCAGUGUCAUUACUUUCAUCGUCGAUGACACCUGUGUCGUCUUUGUUAUCGACAGUUCCACCGCACACUUACUCGUCUGCUUGGUUGUCUACGCAGGACCAGUCAGUCCAGGUGUCAGCUGUGUCCUCGUCAUCAGGUGGGCCGAGCAGCACUCCUCCCACUAUGGUUUCUUCCUCCAUCUUUCACUCUGUGCCACCAGCUCUGUCAUCUACCCUCGACACCUAUAGAUCAUCCUCAGACCUGCAUUCAUCGUUAGUGUUUUCUUCUCUUAGCUCGUCAUCGUCAGCAGCAUUUCCAACGAAAUCAUUUCUCUCGACUGAUAUUUCAGUAGCACUGUCUUCAACAUCUCUCCCUGAGAUGACACCAUCUUCCGGUACGAUGUCAUACGUCACAGCGCAGGUGACACCCUUGUCACUAUCAUCUGCCACGACGAUGACAGGUGUGUCAGUUACUUCAACGCCAUCUUUACCCUCACUGACAUCUGCUGGUCAGAUGAGUGUGUCGGCGUCAGUACCAGCAUCACCGGCUGACAUGACAUCUGCUCUGCGUUUCUCUUCUACCCCGGGUGCCACACCCGCUUUGGUGAUGUCAGAGCCAGCUACUGGGACAUCACCCACAACGAAUGUCUUCACAAUUUUUUCUAGCAGUCCACAAUUUUCAUCCUCUCUGGCACCAGCUUUCACCGAAGUAAAAUCGAGCCACGAGUCUUCGUUCGUCUUUCAAAGUUCGACAACUCUUCUUCCCUUGGCAGCGUUCUCUUCGGCAGUUGUCUCCCUUUCGUCAUUGCCUGCAGUGUCUUUGUCAUCGUUAGCACAAUCUGUUUCUUUCUCGGCAUUGCAGGCUUCUCUAUCACUACCUGCUUCAUCAAUAAUGUCAUCAUCACAUUCAUCAUCAUCAUCAGCAGAUUUUUUCUCAUCGUCAGUAUCGUCAUCAUUUACAUCAGCAUCAUCGAAAACAUCGUCUUCUUCGCCGUCUCUGUUGUUCACAUCUUCUGUAGUUCCACCACAGAGUCAUUCUUCGUAUCUAUCGUCUACACAGAAUAUGUUUGUUCAGACUUCAUCGUCGUUUCUUGAUGUCACCCAGACUUCAAUCAGAACGAUAAUGACUCCGCUGUUGUCUGAUGCCGCUACGCACUCGACAUCUGACACCUUAUCGACGAUGGCAUCAGCUGCACAGUUAUCAUCACAAAUGUCAUCACAUUUGACUUUUACGACCUUCUCGCUUCUCACCAGGUCAGACGAGACCUUUGCUGUCAGUAGCUUGUCAGUGCAGAACUUACCUUCAUCAAGUAUGUUGACACAGGUAGCUUCACCUUUGACUCACGAGAUCACAACACAGUCACUCCCUUUCUCUUCCGCGUCAUCAGUGAUGAUAUCGCCAUUAUCAUCAUCUGCAUCUUCUAUCUAUUCAGGAAUGUCCACGUACGUGUCAGCCUCAAUGGUCAUGUCCUCAUCAAAUAUUUCUCCCUCAUUUUCGGGUGCCACACCCGUCAUAGCGACUUCAGCUUUGAUGUCGCACGUGCCAGUAGAGUCGACAUCAUUGCUGGGGUCAUUUUCUGGUCUGUCAUCUGUGUCAGUCACUAAGGUUGUGACACAUGGGAGUGAGACAUUGACAGCAGCCACUCCAUCAGUCCUGUCACCUGUGUCAGUCACUGAGGUUAUGACACAUGUGAGUGACACCUUGACAGCAGCCACUCCAUCACUUUUGUCACGAGGAAGCCAAACAUUAACAUCAGCCAUUUCAUCAGUGCUUUCGUUUUCGCCAACUACUGAUGACAUGACACAAGCAAGCGGGAUGUUAAGAGCCACUUCAUCAGCUGUGUCGACAUUGUCAACCCCCUCAUUACCUUCCUCGAUAACUGACAACACAAAUGGCGCAAAUGUAACACCUGUCAGUAUGACAAUCCCAUCAUCGUCAGUGAGUGACGUCAAGAGUGUCACUGCAACGAUGCUGUCGCAUGAAUCACUGUUGUCAUCAAUGUCAGUGAGCGAGGAAAUAGCCAGCCCUAGAAUGACAGUGUCAUUGUCUGGAUACAUGAGUGACACUAGUGUCACCUCCACAGCAUACUCAGCAUCACUCAGCUUGUCAGUAACAAUGCCAGUGUCAGUGCCACUUAGUGUCAACAGCAAUGAAAAUCAUUUGACUGUCGGUACUGUCAUGCCAUUAAUGUCGUCUCUGUCGUCCUCUGGCAUUAUGACAGAGAGAAGUAUAGCGGUAACAACGACAAGAUUGUCAGUGACACAGAUGGGGUCGGACACUGUCAUGACACCCUCAGCAGACCUUGCUUUCUUGUCGUCAUCGCUAAUGACUGACAGUUCGAGUACAAUGACCUCUUUGCUAUCAGUGACUGACAUAAUGACCAGCUCUACUGUGACAUCAUCGCUUUCAGUAACUGUGUCAUCAUCACCCUCCUCUAUUUUAAAGCCAUCAUUAUUUUCUUCAUCGUCUGCAGAAUUUGUUGCCUUGUCACAACUGCCAUCAUCUGUGUCGAUGUCUUUGUCAUCAGAAAUACCGUCUGUUUCUUUGCCCAUAUCUAUUGCAUUUGCCAUGUCAUCUGCAGCUGCACCACAGACCUACUCGUCUGCUGUGUCAUCACUGACAUCACUGUCACCACCGUCGCCUACAAUGGAUUUUUCUCGUCAGACGGCAUCGCUGUCCUCUUCAGACACUAAGAUUUUCACCUCGUCUCUGUCUCACAUGGAAUCCAGUGAACUCGUGGCAGAAUCCACAACCGCCGCUUUCUUGUCGUCGAUACCAGCGAGCGCCAUUCUAACCAGCUUCGCUCAGACCAACAUUCUCACCAGCUCCCCUCAGACCAUUUUGACCAGCUCCCCUCAGACCUACAUUGUGGCAAGCUCCCCUCAGACCUCAAUUCUAAGCAGCUCCCCCCAGACCAUUUUGACCAGCUCCUCUCAGACCAACAUUCUCACCAGCUCCCCUCAGACCAACAUUCUGACAAGCUCCCUUCAGACUAACAUUUUGACCAGCUCCCCUCAGACCAUUAUUCUGACAAGCUCCCCUCAGACCUCAAUUCUAAGCAGCUCCCCCCAGACCAUUUUGACCAGCUCCUCUCAGACCAACAUUCUCACCAGCUCACCUCAGACCAACAUUCUAACAAGCUCUCCUCAGACCAACGUUCUGACCAGCCCUCCUCAGACCAACAUUGUCACAAGCUCCCUCACCAGCUCCCCUCAGACCAACAUUCUCACCAGCUCCCCUCAGACCAACAUUCUCACCAGCUCCCCUCAGACCUCAGUUCUAAGCAGCUUCCCUCAGACCAACAUUCUAACCAGCUCACCUCAGACCAACAUUCUCACAAGCUCCCCUCAGACCUCCAUUCUCACCAGCUAUCCUCAGACCAGCAUUAUCACUAGCUCCCCUAAGACCUUCAUUCUAAGCAGCUCCCCUCAGACGAACAUUCUCACCAGCUCACCUCAGACCAUUUUGACUAGCUCACCUCAGACCACAGUUCUAAGCAACUUCCCUCAGACCAACAUUCUCACUAGCUCCCCUCAGACCAACAUUCUCACCAGCUCCCCUCAGACCAACAUUCUCACUAGCUCCCCUCAGACCUCAGUUCUAAGCAACUUCCCUCAGACCAACAUUCUAACCAGCUCACCUCAGACCAACAUUCUCACCAGCUCACCUCAGACCAUUUUGACUAGCUCACCUCAGACCACAGUUCUAAGCAACUUCCCUCAGACCAACAUUCUCACUAGCUCCCCUCAGACCAACAUUCUCACCAGCUCCCCUCAGACCAACAUUCUCACUAGCUCCCCUCAGACCAACAUUCUCACCAGCUCCCCUCAGACCAACAUUCUCACCAGCUCCCCUCAGACCAACAUUCUCACUAGCUCCCCUCAGACCUCAGUUCUAAGCAACUUCCCUCAGACCAACAUUCUAACCAGCUCCCCUCAGACCAACAUUCUCACCAGCUCCCCUCAGACGAACAUUCUCACCAGCUCACCUCAGACCAACAUUCUCACUAGCUCCCCUCAGACCUCAGUUCUAAGCAACUUCCCUCAGACCAACAUUCUAACCAUCUCCACUCAGACCAACAUUCUCACUAGCUCCCCUCAGACCUCAGUUCUAAGCAACUUCCCUCAGACCAACAUUCUCACAAGCUCCCCUCAGACCUCCAUUCUCACCAUCUCCCCUCAGACCAACAUUCUCACCAGCUCACCUCAGACCAUUUUGACCAGCUCCCCUCAGACCAACAUUCUCACCAGCUCCCCUCAGACCAACAUUCUCACUAGUUCCCCUCAGACAACAUUCUCACCAGCUCACCUCAGACCAUUUUGACCAGCUCCCCUCAGACCAACAUUCUCACCAGC